AUGAGCUCUCCCACAACACUCGCUGUGCACCAUACAGCACCUCGCACGAGGCUCUCUCUCGAUAUCCAAUUAUACAUCAUCGAGACUUUGAUAAAGACAUACAAGGAAUCGGAGAAACCUCAUUUUCGCCUAUCAACCUUUGCUCGUGUAUCCAAAACGUGGCAAAUUGUUAUUGAAAAGGAAACAUUUAAGCAUAUAAUAAUCACAUCACGCGAUCUAGACUCCUUCAAGCAUCAUGUUCGAUCCUAUCGGAAACCACUUGUCAAGCACAUUCUUCUCGAGGUCUUAUAUAACUGUCCCCAUGGUGGCCACGAUGACCAGGUACAGUUUUCGAAAGCGGUACACGCUCUUUGGCGUAUUCUCUCAAGAUGGAAAACAAACCAUGUUACAGUGGAGCUGGGUAUCAUCUCUCCUACAGCAAGGAGCUUUAUGCAGCUGGAUGAUCAAUUCGGCUCCGGCCACAAUCGCCUCAACCCUUUUGCGAACCUUUCAUUACGCCAUGAGGAUCUCCACAUAUAUUGGGGCAUUCUUAGAGAGUAUUUCUUAGGGAGAGAACCUCUUAACUUCGACCGGACUUCCUUGCCGCAACGAGGGGCCACGAGUUUGCCUAACGUUGAUGCCAUCGCUGGGCUGGUUAUUCGAAGAAGAUAUCAUCCAAACAUCUCUCCAAUAACUCUCUAUGAGAUCAUCUCUUCUACUCCUUGUGUUGAAUAUAUUCACCUGGAGAGAUGGUGUUAUGGCAAUCCAGAUCAAGACGGAAAGUGGGAUUUCACUUUCCAGCGGUCAGGGUUUCUAGUGCCACAUUCAACAAAACGGUUGACCUAUUUUGGAGAAUUCCAUACCGCAUACCACCAGCGAGCUGGGGCAAUGGUACUACCACGAUCGAACAAAACCCUUCUGGACUCAAUCUUCCACGCCGCGGAUCGCCUUGAGCAUAUUGCAGUUUUAUAUGCUUUCGAUGCACGAACGUUCUUUGAUCGGCUCAGAGAAACGGAGUUCAAAGCAUUGAAGACUCUCGCACUUACAUCUUCUUUCGAUAACACCACUGAGGAUCUCUUUAUUAAUGCUGCAGAAGCAGUAAAGAAAAUGCAUGCUCUCAAGAUUCUGGAGAUCUGGAAUUUCGAAGGUGGUCAAGCUGACGUUUUCCGCUACGUGAGGCUGGACCGAUACCAGGGUCAAAUCACUUGGCAGAGCACCAAGGACCGCGAGAUCUCUUCGACUGUGGAAAGGAGUUGGAGAAAUCUGUUGAGGAGAGGCCAGUUUGGGUUCGAUGUCAAAUGUAGCAAUUUUCCGAUGGAGAUGGAAAGUCUUCAUGAUCUUCUCCCCCAUCUAAAGUUGGGGGAGCAAAUUCUUCGUAAUGUCACACAACGGUAGACAUGGGUCUGAAAGCCUAUAAUCACCACAGAGAACUCGGUUAGAAACUCCUACCUGUACUGGCUUCUUCAAGUUACUGUUUUCUGCGGUAUCACUGCGCAAUAAAAUUGUCACUGAGUUCUUUUUGUUCCAAACGAUGUUUGCAUAUCAUGUAUUAAUGACUAUACUGAC
Molecule: messenger RNA, 1545 nt
Organism: Fusarium oxysporum Fo47
Lineage: Eukaryota; Fungi; Ascomycota; Sordariomycetes; Hypocreales; Nectriaceae
Exons: 2
Coding region: 1-1374 (457 amino acids)
Source: RefSeq, a predicted model, not a curated record